AUGUCCGUUGUUUCGCUUCUUGGGGUGAAAAUCCUCAACAACCCUGCCGCCUUCACCGACUCUUAUCAGUUCGAGAUCACCUUCGAGUGCCUGGAGCAGCUCCAGAAGGAUCUGGAAUGGAAGCUGACUUAUGUCGGUUCCGCCACUUCCUCCGAGUAUGAUCAGGAACUCGACUCUCUCCUCGUCGGCCCCAUCCCGGUCGGAGUGAACAAGUUCAUUUUCGAGGCCGAUGCGCCCGACCUGAAGCACAUUCCUGCAUCUGAGAUCCUCGGCGUCACUGUCAUCCUCCUCACCUGCAGCUAUGACGGCCGCGAGUUCGUCCGUGUCGGUUACUACGUUAACAACGAGUAUGACUCGGAGGAGCUGGCUGCUGAGCCCCCUGCGAAGCCUAUUAUUGAGCGUAUUCGCCGCAAUGUCCUGGCUGAGAAGCCCCGUGUGACCCGAUUUGCUAUUAAAUGGGAUUCCGAGGAGUCUGCCCCGGCCGAGUACCCGCCUGAUCAGCCCGAGGCCGAUAACUUGGACGAUGAUAGCAAUACCUACGGUGCCGAGGAGCGUGAACUCGAAGCCGCCCUCGUUAAGGAACUCGAGGAUGCCAACAAACAAGGCGAGGGCGAGCCUGAGGGCGAGGAUCAUGACAUGGAGGGCGGUGAUGCUACUGCUGGAAAGGAAGAUGAUGACGAGUCCGAUGCUGGCAGUGAGGAUCUCGAGGAAGACAGCGAUGAUGAUGACGACGACGAGCUUGAUGAAGAGGAGGGUGGUGACGAGGAUGUCGAAAUGGGUGAUGACUCCGAGCAAAAGGAUGACCCUGCCAGCAAGCCUUCUCACCAGGCCCAACCCGAGGUGAUGGUGCACUAA
Molecule: messenger RNA, 855 nt
Organism: Penicillium argentinense
Lineage: Eukaryota; Fungi; Ascomycota; Eurotiomycetes; Eurotiales; Aspergillaceae
Gene: asf1
Product: nucleosome assembly factor ASF1
Exons: 4
Coding region: 1-855 (284 amino acids)
Biological process (GO): nucleosome assembly; DNA replication-dependent chromatin assembly; nucleosome disassembly
Cellular component (GO): nucleus
Molecular function (GO): histone binding
Source: RefSeq, a predicted model, not a curated record